Colletotrichum graminicola M1.001 is the source of this 2913-nucleotide messenger RNA. RefSeq lists its product as uncharacterized. The record is from RefSeq and is a predicted model, not a curated record. The transcript has 2 exons. Bases 1 to 2913 code for a protein of 970 amino acids. Lineage: Eukaryota; Fungi; Ascomycota; Sordariomycetes; Glomerellales; Glomerellaceae. Gene Ontology annotation, cellular component: EMC complex. Gene Ontology annotation, biological process: protein folding in endoplasmic reticulum.
AUGCGCCUUACGACGCUGCUACUUGCAGCUUCAUCGCUCGUCGGCGCCGUCUUCGUCGAUGAGGUUGGCGAUAUCGAUUACCACCACGAACUCAUCGGCGUCCCCCAGGUCGAAACCACUCUGUUCCACAAGCCCCGGCGCGACGAUAAGGCUUCUCUGCUCUAUACCCUCAGCGAUGUCGGCGUGCUCGGUGCUGUCAACCCUAGUAAUGGCGCUGUCGUUUGGCGCCAAUUCCUGACGGGAGAUAUUACCUAUGGUGGCGGACACUUGCGCGCGGCCGAGGGCGAGGACUGGGUUGUAUCAGCUUACGGCAACUCGGUGCAUGCCUGGAACGCCUUGUCGGGAAGGAACGCUUGGUGGAUCGAUUUUGAGGGUGAGAUCCGUGAUCUCGAGGUGAUGGAGCUGACGGAGAACGGUCGCAAGGAUGUUCUGGCGCUCUUUGAGGACGCCGACGGCACUACUGUCCUGAGAAGGAUCAACGGGGGCGACGGCAGCCUGGUUUGGGAGUUCAAGGACCCGAGCAACACCACCCCGCUACAGGUUUCCAACAACAUCGAGAACAUCUUUGUCGUCAGCCUCUACGGUGCCCAAGGCAUGUGGGGUGUGCGCGUGUCUGUCCACGACACUCUCACUGGCAAGCGCAUCGACGACAUCAACCUCGGCAGCAAGGGCGACGUUGCAGACAAGAAGGACGUCAUGUUUGUCGGCGCCAACUCGGCAUCCCCCAUUGUCGCCUGGCUCGACAGCGAACAUACGAAGCUCAAGGUCAACGUUUUGGGCACAAAGUCAAAGCAGGAAUUCCCUCUGCCGUUCGCCAAGACGCUGGACGUCGCCAUCCAUGCCCCGCAUCACCUCAACGCCGAGCCGCACUUCCUGGUCCAUAGCAGAUCCGCCGACAGCCACAAGGGCGAGGUGUACCACGUCAACAUCAAGAACAACGCAGUCGCCAAGCACCACGAGCUUCCCGUGCUUCCGGGCCUGGGCGCCUUCUCGACUAGCUCGGAUGGCGCCAACGUUUGGUUCACUCGCAUCACCCAGGAGGAAGUCAUUCUGACGGCUUCGAGCUCCCACGCCGUCCUCGGAAAGUGGGCCUUCAAGGAAGGCUCAGAAAGCGUCACCGCAAUCCACGCCGUUUCCGAGGUCAUCAAGAAGGCCGCCGACAAUUUUGCCGUUCGCUGUGCCGCAGUCACCACCUUGGACGACUGGGUCCUUGUCCGCAACGGAGAGCAGGCCUGGAUCCGUCCCGAGGGCCUCACCGGCGGUGUUGCCGCUGCCUUCGCCGAGAUCCCCGAGAGCGAGGAUCUGGCCAAGACCCUCGAGGCCGAGGCCCACGACAACGUCGUGUCCGCCUACAUUCACCGUCUCAAGCGUCACUUUGAUGACCUCGCUUACCUGCCGGACUACCUCGCCUCGAUCCCCCAACGUCUGGUCAGCAGCAUCACGGGAGCUGAACUGUCUUCCAAGACGGAAGGUCUCGCCCGCGAUGCCUUUGGUUUCAACAAGAUUGCCGUUCUGGUCACCCGGCGUGGCAAGCUCUUUGGCCUUGACGUUGGCAAGCACGGAAAGGUCAUCUGGAAGCUUCACGCUGCUCAGAUCCCCUCAUGGGAUGCAUGGGAUGUCCAGGGCAUCUUUGUCGAGGAUGCAAAGACCCAAGUCACUGUGCGAGGCUACUUCGGAGAGUAUGUCGUUGCCAAAACCGACACGGGAAAGCUGGUUGAUUCCAUGCCCCAAGGCUCCUGGGUCCAAACGCAAUCUGCCGUUGUCGUUGAUAGCGCAUCCGGCCAGUGGCUUGCCCCUGUCGGGUACGGCGGCGCCAUCGGCGAUGUUCCUGCCGAAUGGGCGCCGACGCAGACCGUUGUCGUUCGCGGCCUGAAGGGCGAACUCAAGGGCCUCACCUUCAUCAUCGAGGAUGGCACCGGAAAGGAACAGGUCGCUUGGGAGUUUUCUCCCCCUACUGGAUACGAAAUCGUCAACGUCGCAACACGGCCCGCCCACGACCCGAUUGCGUCCAUCGGCCGCGUUCUCGGUGACAGAAGGGUCAAGUACAAGUACUUGAACCCCAACACCAUCGUCGUCUCUGCGUACAAUGCCGCCGAGACGACCCUCAACGUCUACGUUGUUGACUCGGUCUCGGGCCUGGUUCUUCACACCGCCACUCACGAGGGGGUUGAUGGCACCAAGAAUGUCGAGUGCACACUGGCCGAGAACUGGUUCGCGUGCACAUUCUUUGGCGAGUACGCCCUCAAGGACGAUGCGGGUCAGCCUCUUUCCGGCCAAACCCUCAAGGGUUACCAAAUCGUCGUUUCCGACCUGUACGAGAGCGACUACCCCGACGACCGAGGCCCGCUGGGGGAUGCUGCAAACUUCUCGUCAACCGAGCCCAUUGAUACCCCCACUGCCCCCCCCCUCCCGUCGGUGAUCAGCCAAGCUUGGAUUCUCUCUGCUCCCAUUGCUGCUCUGGCCGUCACCCAGACACGCCAGGGCAUCACCAGCCGUCACGUGCUCGGCUAUCUGCCCCAGUCCCACGCCAUUGCCGGGCUUCCGCGCCAGCUGCUCGAGCCGCGCCGGCCUGUGGGGCGCGACCCGACACCCGCCGAGAUGGAAGCCGAAGGCCUGGUCAGGUACCACCCGGCCCUGGAGAUCGACCCUAGACAGGUCAUCACCCACCAGCGCGACGUCAUCGGUGUCAAGAAGAUGGUCACCUCGCCCACCAUCGUGGAGAGCACCAGCUUGGUCUUGGCGUAUGGUGUCGAUGUGUUUGGCAGCCGCGUCGCCCCCAGCUUCACCUUUGACAUCCUCGGCAAAGGCUUCAACAAGAUUAGCCUCAUCUCGACCGUGCUCGCGCUCACUGCCGGUGUUGCGGUGCUGGGUCCCAUUGUGCGCAAGAAGCAGACAAACAUGCGUUGGGCGUAG